This is a messenger RNA of Mesocricetus auratus (golden hamster), 1956 nucleotides long. RefSeq names its product transmembrane protein 254 (gene Tmem254). The coding region runs from base 247 to 618 and encodes 123 amino acids. The record is from RefSeq and is a predicted model, not a curated record. Lineage: Eukaryota; Metazoa; Chordata; Mammalia; Rodentia; Cricetidae. The transcript is spliced from 5 exons.
ACAAAGGAGGAGGCGGCGCGGGGCCGCCCCCCCUCACGUGCACAAGUCACCGAAAUGGCUCAGAAACUAGGCUCGCCAUUAUCAGGGCAGCCAAACAGCAGCUCCUCUAGCUGAAAUCAGGAAGUGCCUCCUGCACCGGGCUCCCGGGAUCACCGUACCCGAAACCUCCUGGGUCCGGUGCACAGGAAUCCGCUCGCCCCGUUCAACCCGGUGCGAGAGACACCGUCCAGCGGAGUCGUUGCAGCGAUGGGGACGGCCACAGGGGCAGACUACUUCCGGAGGGGCAACCUGCUGUGGCUGACAGUCGUCACCGUCUCCUUAAGCUACUACACGUGGGUGGUCUUCUGGCCUCAGAGCAUCCCUUACCAGAGCCUUGGGCCCCUGGGUCCCUUUACAAAGUACUUGGUGGACCACCAUCACACCCUCCUAAGGAAUGGGUAUUGGCUUGCUUGGCUGAUUCAUGUGGGAGAGUCCUUAUAUGCCUUGGUGUUAUGCAAGUAUAAAGGAAUCACAGCCUGCAAGGCCCGGCUCCUCUGGUUCCUACAGACUUUCCUCUUUGGCUUAGCUUCUCUUUCCAUCCUGAUUGCUUACAGACCAAAGCGCCAAAAACACAAUUAAAGGAGCAAUAGAAAUGAAACUGAGACAUUCUUCAGUCAAAGGUACAUUCCCCCUGCUAGAACCUCCAAACAAGCUGUCAAGAACGGAGCAGCCAGAGGAUGGGGAGAAGAGCAGGGUCUUCCAGACGUGACGUUGCAUCCGUGAAUUCAUUGCAGCUGCAGUCAGUGACAUGCUCGAGAUCGGAACCCAUCGCCUGUUUCAUCACGCACAUGGGAGGGCAAAUGAUGCCCCACGCUCCCCGUGAAGGGACUGUGGGAAGCUAAUGAACGCUAGAGAGGAAGUAUGGCGCUGGUCAGUGGGGUAGCCGCCGCCAAGACAAAGAUAUGAAAACAGGAGGAGGGAGGCCAGUGGCUGAACACAACCAAACUCCAUUACGUUCCUGUGUGAGACGGUCAAAUGUCUUAACACUCUUACCGAUUCUCUGAGAAUUUCACACAAUGCUUCUUGAACACGUUCCCGCCCCCAACUCCUCCCAUAACCACCUUCUUCACUCCCCCCCAAUCCUUCCCACUCAACCUUGAAUUUUCUAAUCCUCCAACCCCCAUCAAACCCAUUUUGCUUUGCCCAGCUUGUCUUGGCCUGGCCCUGACGUGCAUUCUACCAACCAAGGGUCAAAUCAGUAAAGAAAACUCGCCCUGGAGCUAUCAGAUGCCAACGGCUCUUCCGCAGGUGGUGGGAUUUUGUGCUCACCUUCUCUGCUGAGAGUCUGUCUGUUUGGGCUUGUACAGGUUUUUUUGUUUGUUUGUUUGUUUGUUUGUUUGUUUGUUUUUGGUGUUUUGAGACAGGGUUUCUCUGUGUAGCUUUGGAGGCUAUCCUGGAACUCACUCGGUAGACCAGGCUGGUCUCGAACUCACAGAGAUCCGCCUGCCUCUGCCUCCCAGGUGCUGGGAUCAAAGGCGUGCACCACCGCCGCUGGGCUCUAAGAAUAUUUUAAAAGAACCAUGUCUUCAAGAACUUCCUGCUUCAAUUCCUGAGAGUCCAAUGCUUGUUCAUUGACCUGGGAUUAUUUACCCAGGACAGUCAUGAUUCAUUUCCUUUUCCUUUGAUGCUACUGGGAAUAAAAUGAGCCUAUCAAGAAGAGGCAGAGCCCUCCAAAAGGACAGACAGAUAUGCAUGAAUCUGUACUUCCCAAGAAACAGGUGGUGCACAGUGACCCUCUGAGAGUCAGUGACAACAGGACACUCAUUUUCAUUCAAUUUUCAAGUUAACAUUCAAAGAAUGUUAACGUGUGUGUGUCUGUGUGUGUGUGUUUAUACAACAAAGCCCUGUUCAAUCUUUUGUUGCUGUACUGUUUGCCCUUCUGAGCAAAAGGCAAUGAGCAGGGUUUUGCACCUUUGA